AUGAACAUGAAUCCCACCAGUAAGCCAUUGCUCCUCCUCGGCAGCCUUCUCCUCCUAGCUGCCAGCACUUUACCCCUGCAGGCAACGACCGCCUGCGUGCCACGGGAAUGGGAUGCCCUGUUGGCCUUCAAGCGAGGCAUCACCAGCGACCCCUUAGGCCUCCUCACCUCAUGGAAGGAAGACGAUCAUGACUGCUGCCGGUGGAGAGGCGUCACCUGUAGCAACCUCACCGGCCACGUCCUCAGGCUUCACCUCAAUGGCGGAUAUGACCUUGACCGUUUCGAGUUGGUUGGUUUGGUUGGAGAGAUAAGCCCUCAGCUGCUCCACUUGGACCAUAUUGAACACCUUGAUCUCAGCAUCAAUUCCCUGGAAGGGCCAAGUGGUCAAAUCCCCAAGUUCUUGGGCUCUAUGAACAGCUUGAGAUAUCUGAAUCUCUCGAGCAUACCAUUCACCGACAAUAUCACAAAUCUUCCGAAUCUUCGCCAGUUGGACCUAGCAGCCAACAGUUUAUCAGGUAACUUACCGCGGAGUUUCACAAAAUUAGAGGGGAUGAAGCGAGAGGACGGCUACAAUGCUUCAGGUUCCGUACCUGAAGAUGGCUUGUCAUCAAACUGCUUAAUUGGUGGAAUUCCCGAACAAAUAGCUUCUCUUGCUGCUUUGAAAAAUCUGAAUUUGUCAAGGAAUAACUUGAAUGGAAAAAUUCCAUACAAGAUUGGAUCAUUGCAGUCACUGGAAUCGCUCGAGCUCUCAAGGAACAAUCUUUCUGGAGAGAUCCCAUCUACCCUAUCAAAUUUAUCAUAUUUGAGCAAUUUGGAUCUGUCGUACAACAAUCUAUCAGGAACAAUACCCUCCGGAUCACAACUUGGCACCCUAUACAUGGAACAUCCUGAUAUGUAUAAUGGCAACAAUGGUCUAUGUGGGCCUCCUCUUCGAAGGAACUGCUCGGGAGAUAUUGAACCAAGUACAAUACAUAUUUACACCAACAACAACAAAGCUGGACAUGUACCUGAGCCAAUGUUCUUUUAUCUUGGCCUUGUGUCAGGAUUCAUUGCUGGCCUAUGGGUGGUGUUUUGCAUCAUACUCUUCAAGAAGACAUGGAGGAUUGCAUAUUUCCGUAUUUUUGACAAGGUUUACGACAAAAUAUAUGUGUUAGCUGUUGUUACUUGGGCCAGUUUAUUCCAAAAGAUGACUGCACAAUAAGCUAAUUAGAAAGCUUGAGUAGAA
Molecule: messenger RNA, 1224 nt
Organism: Oryza sativa Japonica Group (Japanese rice)
Lineage: Eukaryota; Viridiplantae; Streptophyta; Magnoliopsida; Poales; Poaceae
Product: DNA damage-repair/toleration protein DRT100
Molecular function (GO): protein binding
Source: RefSeq, a predicted model, not a curated record